Molecule: messenger RNA, 2816 nt
Organism: Ictalurus furcatus (blue catfish)
Lineage: Eukaryota; Metazoa; Chordata; Actinopteri; Siluriformes; Ictaluridae
Gene: vasnb
Product: vasorin b
Exons: 3
Coding region: 386-2404 (672 amino acids)
Molecular function (GO): protein binding
Source: RefSeq, a predicted model, not a curated record
UGUUUGUUGUAAGCGGGCUGAGGCGCGAGCCGUACACUCGCAGCACGGACACGGACAGCUGCGCGCGCGCGAGCGAGCAAAACCACCGUCCCGGUUUUUAACACGGUAAAAAAGAAAAGUUUAGCGCGCGUCAAGUUCACAGGAUUUGAUUUGGUUUGAUUUGAGAGCGGCUGAAAGGGAUUUUCCUCCUGAAUAACACACAGGACACUGCUUGGAGCAAGUUUGGGGCAAGUUUAAAGCAACACAACGUUACUUUAAUCGGCAGCAGGGGAUUUACUGAAAAGCAUCGCGCAGGCUUCUGGAAGAACGAGUAACAAGAGAGAGAAGGAAGAAAGAGCUUAAGAGAAACAGACUUGUAUACCCUGGGCUGAUUGUCAGCAGCAACAUGAAGCCCUUCCUCCGUCUGCUGCUACCCCUGCUCCUCUAUCUGCAGUUGGCAUCCUGGGCAUUGGCCAGUGACUGUCCAAAAGACUGUUCUUGUUCAAGUCCAGACUCCAUUUUCUGUUAUACACGCCAGGCCACUACCAUGCCUUCUGACAUGCCUGCAUCAACGAAAAACCUGUAUGUCUUCAAGAAUGGCAUUGAGACCCUAGCCCAGGAAGAUUUUAUUGGGUUGGAAAGCCUAGAGAUGCUGGACCUAAGUCAGAACAAGCUGAAUGAACUGCCAGAUAGUGUGUUUGAGCCGCUGUCUUCCCUACGUAACCUGGAUCUUUCAUCUAACCAAAUCACCCAUAUUUCUCAGGAGAGUUUUGCUGGACUGGAGUUGCUGGAAAGGCUGUAUCUUCACAGUAACACCAUAAGGAGUAUACACCCUGCAGCCUUUGAUGGUCUGGAGCAGUUGCUUGAGUUAAAACUGUACAGAAAUGAGCUGACAAAAGUACCUGCUCUUAAAAUGCCCCAUCUGCUUCUACUGGAUCUGCGGUUCAAUAAAAUCCCUUCACCAGGGCCAGCUGACCUUCAGACACCCAAAUUAGAGUCACUUAAGUUGGGUGGAUUAGGGCUGAGCACCCUGAAUCAGGAACUCUUGGGUAGCUUCAAGAACCUUCAUGAGCUGGAUAUUUCAAACAAUAAACUAAAUCAUUUUCCUCCAGUGAUCUGGGAGGCAAGGGGCUUGGUCAGACUCAGUUUAGCUGGCAAUCCCAUGGGUCCUUUAAAGUGGGAACAUUUUGAGAAACUGACUGAGCUUCAGGAUUUGGACAUCAGCAACCUCAGCCUGCAGAGCUUGCCUGAUAACAUGACCCUGCUCUUCCCUCACUUGACAAAACUUACUGUUGCAGAGAAUCCCUUUAACUGCCUCUGCACACUGGCCUGGUUUCCCAGCUGGCUGCGUAAUAAACCGAUAUUGCUGGGAAGGACAGAGGAGACCCGCUGUCAUUUCCCACCCCGGAAUGCAGGAAAGGUGCUGGAAAGACUAGGACAUCAAGACUUUGGAUGCCCUGCAAGGACUACUAUCAGGCCAGCUAAGACCACCACGCUGGCCCCACCUCUGAUCACUACUGUGCACAGCACAAUGCGUGCAAUUCCCCCUCUUAAGCCCAGCGAUGAACCUUCUUCAGAGACAAACAGUCAUCCUUUACCUCCAGCCCCACCUUCCCCAAGCAGCAGUACAGACUCAGAUCUGAACAUGAGUUUUUGUCCAUCUAAUAUCUGCCUAAAUGGAGGCACAUGUUGGCUGGAUCAUCGGGGUCACUUUGAGUGCACUUGUCCUCAUGGGACUUCAGGGAAAUAUUGUGAGAAUAGUGAGGAUUUGGCUCUACCUGAAAAUGUCUCUACAGCAACAGUCAGUGUGAUGUCUGAAAUCUUUGCACAAACAGUAACAAGCUCAUCUAUACUGCUGUACCUUUAUCGCUACAUUGAGAGACGUCCAUAUAUCCGUGGAGUUAAACUAACUUAUAAAAACCUCUCAGGAUCAGAUAAGCGCCCAAAACAACUCAACAUUCCAGCCUCUUAUCCAGAGUACACACUGCGUGGACUGCUUCCUAAUUCCACAUAUUCCAUCUGUGCCAGUCCACUGGAUGAGCCCAGUGAUGUAGUCAGCGUAUGCACAGAGGCUCAGACAUUAAACCUGCAGCACACCAGUGCACAAGUAGAGGAUCCACGGCUUACAACAGUGCUUGUGCCAGCAUUGGCUAUUCUUCUCCUGUUAGUGCUGGUGGCUGUUGCUGUUGGUGUAGCUUGGUACAUACACAAAAAAAAGAGAGAACAAUUACACCUGUAUUGUGACCCUUCACAAUUGGAAUUGGAGGGUGUUAAAGUAGGUUUGGACAAUGGAGUCCUGCCCCAGAAGCAGCCAGACAUAAUGUCCUCUCAAUCAGUGGUACAGAAAGAUUACUUGGACUAUGAGAUGCCACUCAUACAAGACUGCUGUGUUGCAAACAAUAUGAACACUGUAAAGCCAUCCUGAGAUUGAUACUUGGGGCUAUUUUAAAGGGCAUGGAAAGCUUGAAUUCUAUGACCUUGUCUUCACAGUUUCAUCAAAAAAAAAAAAAAAAAAAGACAGAGACGGCGAGAAAUGCUGCCUUUUUAGGUGUCUUCAAUCAAAACCAAAAAACUGUAUUUUUUGCCAAAAAUGUAGCACAAAAAUGGUUGAACCAUUUUAGGCAAGAUUUUGCUGAGUGUGGAACUCAACAACAGUUGUACUUGAACAAUUGUACAAGUUGAACAAUGUCCAACAUGUGUGCUGGAAAAUGAAGAUGAGCACAUCUUUACUUGCUUAUAGACUGAUACUUGUGUUGCUUUUGAUUGCGAGACAUGAAGCCAACAGUUGCAUUUUUAUAUUUUGUGUAUUUUCAGAGUGUGUGUGUGUGUGUGUGUGU